CUAGAAAACGUCAAUAAACAAAUAGUGAGCUAUUCAAAUACAUCACAUGCAUUAUUGAUAUUGCAAGUUUGUUCAACAAAUAAGAACACUUGAAAUCAAUUUGAAAUUAGCUUACAUCCGAGUAAUAAGAUACAAGGGCUUGUGAGCUGGUUGUUAAGUUUGUCUGUUCUUGGAAUGCCGUCUUUGUUGAUGUUUGGUCAUUUUACAGGAAAUGGACAACUUAUCGGAGGAACAAAUUGCAGAAAUGAGGGAAAUCUUCAGUCUUUUUGACAAGGACUGUGACGGCUACAUAGAUGUUAGAGAACUGGGAAAGGUUUUAAGGUCAAUGGGACUAAAUCCUACAGAAGUGGAAAUAGAGGACCUCAUCAACCAGUACAGGGAUGUAGAUGAAAACACAACUGAUGACGACGCGGAAGAUGGCAAACUUGACUUUUCUGAAGUCAUGAAAAUUUUGGCAAUAAAAUCCAAAGAGCCCCCAGAGACGGAGGAAUAUUUACGCGAAGCGUUCCGAACGUUUGAUAAGGAUGGUAGCGGGAAUAUAACGUUAAUAGAACUCCGGCAAAUAAUGACUAAUCAUGGAGAAAAACUGACGGAUGAAGAAGUGGCAGAACUCAUUCAAGAAGCAGACGAUGGAAAAGGAGAGGUUCACUAUGAAGAUUUUGUGAAGCUGAUCCUCAGCAAGUGAAAGAUCAGCAUUGUUCAUCUCAGAUGAAGAUUAAAGAAGUGACAGCUAAAGAAAUAUAUGGAACUCUUUAUAGUGGCUUAUUAUAAAGGAUAAAACUUUUGUACAGUCAAACGCAAGAAAGGAAUGUGCAGAAAUAAUUACCUUAACAUUUUGAAAACAGCAAAAAGUUUUUAAAUCAACGUAUGUUUUAUGAAAAAUAAGGUAGUUGAUAAACAUGUGUGAAAUCUACUACUUGUAAAUUAAAAAAAUCUC
Molecule: messenger RNA, 937 nt
Organism: Saccostrea echinata
Lineage: Eukaryota; Metazoa; Mollusca; Bivalvia; Ostreida; Ostreidae
Product: calmodulin-like
Exons: 5
Coding region: 212-685 (157 amino acids)
Cellular component (GO): myosin II complex
Molecular function (GO): calcium ion binding
Source: RefSeq, a predicted model, not a curated record